Molecule: messenger RNA, 4137 nt
Organism: Capsicum annuum
Lineage: Eukaryota; Viridiplantae; Streptophyta; Magnoliopsida; Solanales; Solanaceae
Product: regulator of telomere elongation helicase 1 homolog
Exons: 21
Coding region: 830-3439 (869 amino acids)
Biological process (GO): negative regulation of DNA recombination; telomeric loop disassembly; regulation of double-strand break repair via homologous recombination
Cellular component (GO): nucleus
Molecular function (GO): DNA polymerase binding; DNA binding; hydrolase activity, acting on acid anhydrides, in phosphorus-containing anhydrides
Source: RefSeq, a predicted model, not a curated record
CCUUUGUCUAUAAAAUGUGUUAAUUAUAUGUUCUUUGGUAUUUUGAUUUUUGGAACAUCAGAAAUAGUUGAUCCUUGUAUAGUUUACCUGUCUUUUCUCUAUCUCAUCAUGAUUACCGUUUUGCGUUUUCUGUGUAUAUAUUUUGUGAUCUGGAGACAAGCAUCUGUACCUUGAUCUUUUAAGAAGGUAUCUUUAAAGAACUUAAGCAUGUCUGCUAUAUGUCUGCUAUAUGACUUAAGAAAAUCUGUACCUUGUUACCCAGAUGAAAUGACUGGUUGAUUGCUUAUAUGACAACUUCCUCUUCCUCUGUCCUUUAAUGCAUGUCUGCUAUAUGACUUUAUUUGUAUUACUUGGAAGAUCGUGAAUGGCCACAAUAUAUCCCUGAAACAAUCUACAUUAUAAAGGAUAGUUGUUUAGAAAUUUCAAAAAGAUUCAGACAAAACUUAAUGGUAAAUUAUCCUUAUAAAAAAAGGUACAUUAUGUAGUGGCAAGAGAAAUUUGUAAAAAAAAUUGACUCCUUAACUAGGGAUGGGAAAACCUUACCUUAUAUUGUAGAAAUGUGUGAGAAAGAGACACUUCCCUAAGAUAGCUUUGGACGCCUUUCUAGCACUUGCCUCCCACCAAAAGUGAUGGAAAAAUAGAUGAAGAAAUGAAAGUAAAAGUAUGUGGAUAAGAAAGGGUAGUCUGGGCCACCAAGCACCCUGCUUUCACACAUGGUUCAAGGAAGAAGUGCACCCAAAGGGAUGUGAUUAGGCAGCCUACUGGGCAGCAAGCGUCAUGGUAGGCUAAUGACUUUUUGUCGAUCUAAUACAAAAACAUAAAAGAGUUCAUGAAGAUUAAUCCUAGUCUUGGAGAGGAACCUAUUGACAUAGAGGAUUUGGUCAACAUCGGAAAAAGCAGUGGCCCGUGUCCAUAUUACGUAUCACGAGAACUUCACAAGACUGUGGACAUAUUAUUUGCACCUUACAAUUAUCUUAUUGAUCGCGGAUACAGAAAAUCUUUGAAUAUUCAGUGGACAAACAGUAUACUUAUAUUUGAUGAAGCUCAUAACUUGGAAAGCUUGUGCGCUGAUGCUGCCUCUUUUGACCUUUCGUCUGGCCUUCUGACAGCUUGCAUCUCUGAAGCUAAAAACUGUAUAGAUCUUUCGAUAGAAAGGAGGGAGAUGUCAAGUGACAAAUCUUGUAAUCCUGAUAACUUUGCUAUUCUCAGAGCACUUCUGUUGAAGCUUGAGAAAAAAAUUGCUGAAGUGCCCAUUGAUUCAAAAGAGUUGGGUUUCACGAAACCUGGACCAUAUAUUUAUGAGUUUCUUGCUGAUCUAAACGUCACACAAAAAACUGCCAACAUGCUCAUUGAUAUAAUUGAGGAAGCAACUGUACUUCUUGAAGAAGUUUCAAACACUACUGUAGAUGGAAAAACAAACAAGUCAAAAAGCACAGUCUGCAGAUUGGAAAGCAUGGGUGACAUUCUGCAGCAGAUUUUCAGAGAUGAUGGGAACCCUCAUGCCCAAUACUAUCGUGUUCAUGUUCAGGAAGUUCAAGGAAGUGGCAUGGAUUCCUUUAAAGGCAAGGCAUCAAGGACACUGAGCUGGUGGUGUUUCAAUCCAGGUAUUGCAAUGGAGCAGUUCUCCAGAUUAGGUGUUGGAUCUAUCGUUUUGACUUCUGGCACAUUAUCUCCAAUGGAUUCCUUUGCUGAGGAAUUGAAGUUAGAUUUUCCAGUCCGUUUGGAGAACCCUCAUGUUAUAUCUGACAAUCAGAUAUGGGCUGGUGUUGUACCCGUGGGCCCUUCUGGUUAUACAUUCAACUCAUCAUAUAGGACACGUGGCUCUAUUGAAUACAAGCAAGAGCUUGGGAAUGCGAUUGUCAAUUUCACUCGCAUUGUACCAGAUGGCCUUCUUGUAUUUUUCCCUUCAUAUUACAUUUUGGAGCAAUGCAUUAGCUGCUGGAAAACUUUGGGGCAUUCAAACUCAAUGGAUUCAAGCACAAUAUGGGAAAGGAUAUGCAAACACAAGUUGCCUGUGGUUGAACCAAGACAAUCUUCUCUUUUUCCAAUGGCAAUUGAAGACUAUAUGGCCAAGUUAAAGGACAAAUCAGCAUCUGGGGCUGUGUUUUUUGCAGUCUGUCGUGGAAAAGUGAGUGAGGGGCUGGAUUUUACUGACCAUGCUGGUAGAGCUGUUGUGAUCACCGGCAUCCCAUUUGCCACAAGCACUGAUCCUAAGGUCCGUUUGAAACGUGAAUUCCUGGAUCAACAGAUGAACUUGCAACUAACUGGAUCUAAGGGCCUAACAGGAGAACAUUGGUAUACUCAACAAGCAACGAGGGCUGUUAAUCAGGCUGUGGGCCGUGUCAUUCGUCAUAAACAUGAUUUUGGAGCAAUUAUUUUUUGUGAUGAAAGAUUCACAUAUUCCAACCGUCAGUCGCAGGUAUCACGUUGGAUACAACCCCAUAUCAAGUGUCAUUCCAGAUUUGGAGAAGUAGUUUUUUCAUUGACACGAUUUUUUCGUGAUGGAAGAAUUCGUGGCCCUACAAAGCUAGAAUUGAUGCCACCAGAUGACAAGGAAACAGUUAUGAGAGGAGGAAGCUCUCAGUCUCAACUUCACUUUGAAAAGCUUCUUGCCCCUGUGGUCUCAUCAGUGGAUUUUCCUUGCUCUACUAAUCAAUUGUCUUCCUCAGUUAAGCAAGGCCACAGCCCUGGUAGGCUGGAAGACAUACUCCCUGCUAAUAAAUCAUCUCUUAGAUCUGAUAAGCUAGCUAAGAUUCUGGCCAUGAAACAUGCAAGUAAUUUAUUGGUCCCUGGACGUAAAGACAUGCCAGUUAGCAAUCAGAAAAUGAUUGACUUGACGAAAGAUGAAUUGUCUGAUGAACGACCAAAAGAUGUUAUUGCACCUUGUUCGCUGAAGAGGCCUCGGUUAACACUACCAGGAUCUGAUUGUCAAAGAGAUCAUUUUCAAAAGCCUCAUGACAGUCCUGACCGUUCCUCAGGUGCCCAUCUCCUGCUGUCAGAAAGUGACUAUAGAUAUUUACUGAAGAAUAAGAAGUCACAGUACUCUGAUGAACGGAGUAUACAAAACAGUAAUUUAGCUAGAGCAAACCUUCUUGAAGAUGAGAUGACAUCACAAAAGACCACAGGGUUAGUGGACCUGCAAAGCAAAGAUGUCAGUCGUAGCUCUGCUCCUUGCAAUAAUGAGGCAAAAGGAUCAGCUUUUCUUGUUCAGGUCAGAGAAAAGCUUACUGAUACAGAGUACCAUGAAUUCGUCGGGUAUAUGAAGUCGCUCAAGUCUAAAGCAAUGAAGAUAGGCCAAGUUCUUCAAUCUAUCACAAGAUUAUUUUCUCUUCCUGAUAGACUACCUCUCCUUCACAGAUUUAAGGAUUAUGUUCCCGCAAAGUACCAUUCUUUGUAUGAUCAAUAUUUAAAGAGAACUCAUGAAGUAGCCGGCCCGUGAGGUGCAAAGUCAUCCUAAUAAAGUCAACGGGUCUUCCGUUCUAAUAAGGGAACCUCUCACUCCCUGCUCCCAAGCAGGCACACUGCUAUUUAGUCAGCCAGUGAAUAGUAUGUCCAUGUGAUGGAUUAGGCAAGGAACAAGAGAAGAGAAGUAGAGUAUACCAGGUAGUCUGGAGUGCUUGUAAUAUCGCAUUUGAAGGGGAAACGCCAAGUGAUUUCUUCUCAUAUAUUUAGCCUAUAGCGGUGCAUUGCUAGAGGGUAGAGGUACCCAAUGAAAUAGUCAGGUGCAUUCAAGUUUGAGUGAACACCAUUGUUGUAAGAAAAUGUGUACAGAUAGAAGCAUAAUGUGCAAGCUAUUUAUUUGGCGGCCAAAGGAAUACCCUAUAUAGGCACUUGAUUUUGAGGCCAUUUAGUCCUCAAGAGUGGUUAAGUGGACACUCAUAAUUGGCAAGUUAUUUAUUUGACCUGUCAAACCCCUAGGCCCUAGGGGUCAUCAUAUUGUGUUCCCAUUUUGUGGUCUUUAACUGUGUAUUGCGCGACUGUUACUCCAGUAGCCUGGGUAGAUGCAUUUGAAAUGCCAUUGGAUUAUCUUAUUUUUUAAAAUUCUUUACAACUUGAGGUGUAUUCAGAGAUUUAGAAGAUAUAAACAACUUUUUAUGUUUAUUUUUAUUUUAUAUAUAAUAUCAGUCUUAGAUGUAA